Chrysoperla carnea is the source of this 625-nucleotide messenger RNA. RefSeq lists its product as uncharacterized. Gene Ontology annotation, molecular function: alpha-1,6-mannosylglycoprotein 2-beta-N-acetylglucosaminyltransferase activity. Gene Ontology annotation, biological process: oligosaccharide biosynthetic process. The transcript has 4 exons. NCBI's taxonomy places the organism in Eukaryota, Metazoa, Arthropoda, Insecta, Neuroptera, Chrysopidae. Bases 98 to 625 code for a protein of 175 amino acids. Gene Ontology annotation, cellular component: membrane; Golgi stack. The record is from RefSeq and is a predicted model, not a curated record.
UCUUGAUCAAUUCGUUGAAAACAAAUAUAAUGAAACGAAAGAAUUGCAGCAUAGAAUAAUUGAAUUUGGCGUUAAUGCGGACACAGCAAUCGGAAAGAUGUACAAUUCAGGGAACAUCGUAAAAGCUUUGAGUUAUUUAUAUCAAAACCGACGAAUAAAGGGGAACGUUUAUGAUAAGGAAUGGAAAUGGGAUUCAUCUCAUGAUAGUAUUGCCAUUAACCGAAAAUUAUGGCAUAAAAUGCUGAAAUGUAACGUCUAUCAUUAUUGCUUCUUUGAUUCAAUCACCUGGUAUGGAUCAUUACAGCAUUUAUGUGAAAAAUGUUAUUUGAAAAUACGAGUAUUAACAUUAGCAGCGCCACAAGUUUACGCUCUUAAACUAUGUCCUGAAACUAAAGAAAAUUUUUGCAAUUCAACACUAGAUAUUUUAAAUGCAAUGUUCAACUUAACUAAUAAUGUAUACAUACGUCACAUUUAUGAGAUGAAAUCAUCAUUAUUCUAUGAGCCACCACCGACAAUUUCAUACAAAUUUGUUGAUAAGCGUGAUCGAAUACUUUGCUACGAUUUAAUUACAAGAAACAAUAUAUCAUCAAAUUUAGAUAAUUAUCUUUCAAGCUUUCUUUUAUAA